Molecule: messenger RNA, 342 nt
Organism: Lasiosphaeria miniovina
Lineage: Eukaryota; Fungi; Ascomycota; Sordariomycetes; Sordariales; Lasiosphaeriaceae
Exons: 1
Coding region: 1-342 (113 amino acids)
Source: RefSeq, a predicted model, not a curated record
AUGGAACCCCUUAACCCGUUCUUUGCAUCCCUCCAUCCGCCCAAACUGAACAUCGUCCCGAGCAACCUCCUCCUGGACGCACACUGCUGGAUAAUCGGCACCGAAACCACCGGCAACAACACCUUCUUCCGCUCACAGGUCGUGCAGUGCUCGUACCCAAUCAGCGGCGGCUACGGGCCGACGGCGCGGUACGUCUACUACUUCAUGGCCAUCCUCUCCGUGGUCGCGCACAAGCAGUCAUGGGUUGCCACUGCCGCCCUCGGCUCCGUCAUAGUCUACAGCUCCACCGCUGCGAUCCACGCCCUCGUUCUCGUGUACUUCCGCAAGCUUCUCACGCCGUAG